This is a messenger RNA of Juglans microcarpa x Juglans regia, 1603 nucleotides long. Its product is annotated as CLAVATA3/ESR (CLE)-related protein 25. The transcript has 2 exons. The record is from RefSeq and is a predicted model, not a curated record. NCBI's taxonomy places the organism in Eukaryota, Viridiplantae, Streptophyta, Magnoliopsida, Fagales, Juglandaceae. Bases 524 to 814 code for a protein of 96 amino acids.
AGGUUAAGAUAAUGUUGUAUUUUGGAAACCAACUACCAAUACUGGGAGGUAUCUGGACCCUCAUUAUUCCAUGUAGGCACCAGGCUAUGUGUUAUACAAAACUCAAGAGUACGCCAGAUUAGGGGAAUAGUGAGGUCCCCUUUGCUUGCUGCAUGAAAAUGCUCGAAGCAAAAUAAAUAAAGAGACCUUGCAUGGACCCAUUUCAAUACAUAAAGCAAACUAGAAUAACCAACUUUUUUGUUUUAUUGGCCUUUGUACUCACUUUCUUGCUAUGUUCUGCCUUUAUAUAUAGAACAAACCCACUUCUUCCGCGCCAACUUAAAAACACCACCUAAUCACUUCUCCCACUGUAUUCUCUCUUCUAUUCUUUUGUUCUGCUCAAGUGGGAGGGAGCUCCAUAAUCUUUUUGAUCCUCUUCUUCUCCAUUUCAACAUGGUCGUUUUGUGUCACUCUUCAUAUACUGCUUUGAACAUCCUCCCAAUUUGCUUGACUGAAAAGUUAUAGGAGAAAGAGAAGAACAGACAUGGUGUGUGGUAGUAGGGUUUUCAAAGUUCUGUUUGCAGCUCUUGUAUUUGUGGGUGUCAUUUGGCUAUUGACAGUUGGAAUCCUAGCAAACCGGGCAAGUAAAACAUCGACUUUAACGGUAAGAUCAACUGAAAUCUUCAAGUAUUGGAAACAGAUUGGAAGAGAAAAGCGUGCUGUUCAUUGGCAUUCCGAUCCUAAUUACGUGAGCAAGAGAAGAGUACCUAAUGGACCUGAUCCAAUUCACAACAGGAGAGUGGUGAAGACUGGACGACCGCCUGGUCGAGCCUGAGCGUGGAGAGCUGAGAAGCAUCAGAAAUUGUGUGGAGGGGCAAUGUGCAAAAGACUUGGAUUUUUUAUGAUCCUUCAAUCAUUAGGCAAUCCAAGUUUAAUCGUGUUGUCCAGAACACUGAUGCAAAAUGUUAUAUAUGAUUGGAUCCGAGUGCUUAUAAAUAUUUUGUAGUGAGAUUAUGUGCGAUUCAUUCAGUUACUAAUCAUUUGGAACCAUCCUAAGAUUUGUGUUGAUUAAUAAUCUGUGUGUGCCUGUGAGAGAGAGAGAGACAGAGACAGAGAGAAGAAGAAGAAGAAGAAGAAGAAGAAGUUGAUCAUUAAUCUCUCUUUAUUACUCUAAUUGUAGAGCAUUCUCCAAGAGCAGCAGCGUGGUUUACUUGGAUUGGCGAUUGCAUGAACCGUAAAGUUUUCGUGCUUACUGAAAGAAGCAGAGUUUUUCUGAUCAGACAAAAUACACGGGGGAACCUUGAGAAAGAUUGAGCUUUUGGAGGUAUCCCAAGAGCUGUUUUCUUGUCCCUACUUUGAAUAUUUUUAGAGAGAGAUUCGUGGAUAGGGAUUCCUUUGCACGGAGAAAAAUAUGAUCAAAUAGGACACCAUAAGAAAAAGGAACUACCCCUCCCCCAGAAAGGUUCUCCUCUAUGUAGUCCCAAUACAUGAUGAAAUCCGCUUGUAAAAUAUUUUUUUCUCAUUGCAGUUGGUUUGGUGUUGUUUUUUUUUUUUUUCUUGUAUUUGUUCUUUUUAUAUGGCUUGUGCUCCCCACCUAAGGCAAUUCCGAUCUUCUCUUUUUCUC